AUGCCUGCCAAGAGGAAGGAGGAGCUGAGCUGGCCCUGCCGUGGUGGGAAGCCAAGAAAAGAGAUUUGCUAUGAACCGUUUGGCUGCUUUUCUGAUGAAAAACCAUGGACUGGAACGCUUCAGCGGCCUUUAAAGUUACUUCCCUGGUCCCCCGAGGACAUCGACGCUCACUUUCUUCUAUACACAAAUGAGAAUCCAAAUAACUACCAACGGAUCAAUAUCACUGACCUAGCCACUGUCAAAGCUUCAAACUUCCAACUGGACCGCAAGACACGCUUCGUCAUCCACGGCUUUAUAGAUGAUGGGGAUUCAGGCUGGCCUACUGACGUGUGCAAGAAAAUGUUUAAAGUGGAGAAGGUGAACUGCAUCUGUGUGGACUGGGAACACGGGGCGUGGACAGAAUAUACCCAAGCCGUCCAAAACACUCGGGUCGUGGGAGCAGAGAUAGCAUUCUUCAUACAAGGACUGUCGACUGAGCUGGGCUAUGGCCCGGAGAACGUGCAUCUCAUUGGCCACAGCCUGGGUGCGCAACUGGCCGCGGAGGCCGGCAGGAGGCUGGGGGGCCGAGUGGGCAGGAUCACAGGACUCUGGGACCACUUUCCUCCCCGCUCCCUGUUCACGUCUGCUGCCAAUGUUUCAGGUUUUGGAACAAUACAAAAGGUGGGCCACCUGGACUUCUACCCAAAUGGAGGAAAGGAAAUGCCUGGGUGUCAGAAAAAUAUCCUGUCAACCAUCAUAGAUAUAAAUGGAAUAUGGCAAGGAAUCCAAGACUUCAUGGCCUGCAGUCACUUACGAAGCUACAGGUACUACUCAAGCAGCAUUCUCAACCCCGAUGGCUUCCUAGGCUACCCAUGCGCCUCCUACGAAGACUUUCAGGAGGGUGGCUGUUUUCCUUGUCCAGAGGGAGGAUGUCCCAAAAUGGGGCACUAUGCUGACCAAUUCCAGGGGAAAAGCAGAGCGGUGGGACAAACCUUUUUCCUGAACACUGGGAGCAGUGGUAACUUUACAAGUUGGAGAUAUAGGGUAUCCGUCACACUGGCUGGAACAAAGAAAGUGAGGGGGUACAUCAGAAUUGCUUUGUAUGGAAGUAAUGGAAACUCAAAACAAUAUCAAAUUUUCAAAGGAUCCCUCCAACCAGAUGCAAGUCAUAUGCAUGACAUUGAUGUGGACCUCAAUAUUGGAAAAGUCCAGAAGGUCAAGUUCCUUUGGAACAACAAUGUGAUAAAUCUCUUCCGGCCCAAAUUAGGGGCUUCCAGAAUUACAGUGCAAGGUGGUGAAGAUAGGACUGAGUAUAAUUUUUGCAGCAACGACACAGUGCAAGAAGAUGUGUUACAAGCCCUCUACCCUUGUUAAAAAUGUGGUGCCUCCUAUAUCUUUGUGAUAAUAAAAUUUCAAUGGCCUAGUUCUGA
Molecule: messenger RNA, 1409 nt
Organism: Odocoileus virginianus texanus
Lineage: Eukaryota; Metazoa; Chordata; Mammalia; Artiodactyla; Cervidae
Source: RefSeq, a predicted model, not a curated record